AGAGUCCAACAACUUCAAAUCAGUCGCCUAAUCUUCUUCAACGAACUAGGGUUUUCAAGUGCUACAGUUGAUAAGUUUGUGGGGAAAAAAAAAUGACUGAACCCAAAGGCCAAAGAAAAGAUUUUGUCUGGAAGUAUGUAAAAGAAGUUGAUGGGGAAAAGUAUUUUAGAUGUAAAUUUUGUGAUCAAACUUGUAGUGGUACUGUAAGUCGAUUUAAAAAUCAUCUAGCCAGUAUGCAUAAAGGCAUUAAACCGUGUUCAAAAGUUCCUGAAGAUGUAAAGUUGGAAUGCCAACACGCAUUAAAAAAUUUCUUUGAGCAAAAAACUGCCCGUAAUGAGAUGCUAUAUGAAAUUGGGAUGGGUGCUGGAGCAAAGGGCGAGAGUGGUGCUUCUCAAUCUAUUGAAGGCGAUACUGGUGGUAUGACACAAGCACCAAAACCGAGGGGUCCAAUGGAUAAAUUUGCUAGUUCUCAAGCACGACAAUCUACACUGAACUCCAAAUGGAAACAAGAAGAAAGAAAAGAUGUGUGUCGAAAGAUUGGGCGUUUUAUAUAUUGUAAAGCCCUUCCAUUUAAUUUAGUGAAUGAUCCGUAUUGGGUAGCUGCAGUUGAUGGAAUUGCAAAUUAUGGACCUGGUUUCAAACCCCCUUCUAUGCAUGAAUUGAGGACUUGGAUUCUUAAAGUAGAAGUAGAGGAUAUAAAUGUCAUGAUGGAGGAACAUAAGAAAGCAUGGAAGCAAUAUGGAUGCUCAAUUAUGUCUGAUGGCUGGACAGAUGGGAAAAGUAGAGUUCUUAUUAAUUUUCUUGUGAAUAGCCCUGCUGGAACUUGGUUUUUAAAAUCAAUUGAUGCAUCUGAUACUAUAAAAAAUGGGGAGUUGAUGUUUAACUAUCUUGAUAGUGUCGUAGAUGAAAUUGGGGAAGAUAAUAUUGUUCAAGUUAUUACUGAUAAUGCUUCAAACUAUGUCAAUGCCGGGUCGAGACUUAUGGAGAAGAGGAAGAAGUUGUAUUGGACUCCAUGUGCUGCGCAUUGUAUUGAUUUAAUGUUGGAGGACAUUGGAAAAUUGAAAGUCUAUGACCAAACUCUCUCGUUAUCUAGGCAAGUGGUCAAGUUUAUAUAUGGACAUUGUUGGGUUCUUUCAAUGAUGAGAUCAUUUACAAAGAACAGUGAACUACUCCGUCCAGCAGUAACACGGUUAGCCAUUGCUUAUCUUACUCUCCAAAGUCUUUACAAACAAAAGCAACCACUCCAAGCUAUGUUUUCUUCAGAAAAGUGGGCUUCUAGUAGUUGGGCAAGAAAUGUUGAAGGGAAAAGAUUGCUUUCAAUUGUGGAGGAAAUGUUAGGAAGUACGGACCAAUUUGGAAUAAGAUAG
Messenger RNA from Camellia sinensis, 1367 nucleotides. The record is from RefSeq and is a predicted model, not a curated record. Lineage: Eukaryota; Viridiplantae; Streptophyta; Magnoliopsida; Ericales; Theaceae.